AUGGAUCACAGCAUGCUGUACGAACUGGACCCAGUGUGUGGAUCAACAGCCAGCACUCACAACAGCGCUGUCACUGCGCUUCGACUGUUGCGAAGCUAUAACCAUUUUGUGGUACCACCUGAUGCCCGUGGUAUGGUCCCGCUGCUUGCGUCUCUACCGCCGCCAUGUCUGCCGUCCUACUGCCAGCACUUACCACUUUGCUCACCGCUAUCUACAAAUGGUAUCCCGAGCUUGACCCCCUGCGACGAGUCGCGCCGGAGAGGAGAGAAGAGGCCCAUACCCUCGGAGAUGAAGGACGAGAAGUACUUCGAGAGGCGGAGGAGGAACAACCAGGCUGCCAAGAAGUCCAGAGAUGCGAGACGCAUGAGAGAAGACCAGUCGGUUAUUUUUUCUUUUCAGAUAGCAUGGCGCGCUUGCCUCCUGGAGCAAGAGAACGCAUCUCUCCGUGCGCACGUCAACGCAUUGCGUCAAGAGACUCUUGCGUUGCGUGCGUUACUGGCCGCGAGGGAUGAGGCGCCCGCACCUACCUCUACAACUGUCGACUAGAAUACAAAAUCUGUUAUAACGACAUAUG
Molecule: messenger RNA, 574 nt
Organism: Bicyclus anynana (squinting bush brown)
Lineage: Eukaryota; Metazoa; Arthropoda; Insecta; Lepidoptera; Nymphalidae
Product: transcription factor ces-2-like
Exons: 4
Coding region: 1-546 (181 amino acids)
Biological process (GO): regulation of transcription by RNA polymerase II
Cellular component (GO): nucleus
Molecular function (GO): DNA-binding transcription factor activity, RNA polymerase II-specific; RNA polymerase II cis-regulatory region sequence-specific DNA binding
Source: RefSeq, a predicted model, not a curated record